AUGGAGAAGUAUGAGCUGGUGAAAGACAUAGGUGCUGGGAAUUUCGGAGUGGCCAGGCUCAUGAAAGUUAAAAAUUCUAAGGAACUUGUUGCCAUGAAGUACAUCGAGCGUGGUCCAAAGAUUGAUGAGAACGUGGCAAGAGAGAUCAUAAAUCACAGAUCACUCCGCCAUCCAAAUAUUAUCCGGUUUAAGGAGGUGGUGUUGACUCCAACCCAUCUUGCCAUUGCUAUGGAAUAUGCUGCUGGUGGUGAACUAUUCGAGCGUAUAUGCAGUGCUGGAAGAUUCAGUGAGGAUGAGGCGAGAUACUUCUUCCAACAGCUUAUAUCAGGCGUCAGUUACUGCCAUGCUAUGCAAAUAUGCCAUAGAGAUCUGAAGCUCGAGAAUACUCUCCUGGAUGGAAGUCCUGCUCCACGUCUGAAAAUAUGUGAUUUUGGUUAUUCCAAGUCCUCGCUGCUGCACUCUAGGCCCAAAUCAACAGUUGGAACUCCAGCGUAUAUUGCACCUGAGGUCCUUUCUCGCAAAGAAUAUGAUGGCAAGAUGGCUGAUGUAUGGUCUUGUGGUGUGACGCUUUACGUAAUGCUGGUUGGAGCAUACCCAUUUGAAGACCAGGAAGACCCCAAAAACUUCAGGAAAACAAUACAAAAAAUCAUGGCUGUGCAGUACAAGAUCCCAGACUACGUCCAUAUCUCACAGGACUGCAAACAUCUCCUUUCCCGCAUAUUUGUUGCCAAUUCACUCAAGAGGAUUACCAUUGCUGAAAUCAAGAAACACCCAUGGUUCCUGAAGAACUUGCCAAGGGAACUCACGGAGACAGCUCAAGCUGCAUAUUUCAGGAAAGAGAACCCGACCUUCUCUCUCCAGACGGCUGAAGAGAUCAUGAAGAUAGUGGAUGACGCGAAAACGCCUCCUCCUGUUUCUCGUAACAUUGGAGGUUUUGGCUUGGGAGGGAAAGGAGAUACAGAGGAAGACGAGGAGGAAGUGGAAGAAGAGGAGGAGGUCGAGGAGGAGGAAGACGAAGAAGAUGAAUAUGACAAGACUGUAAAGGCGUAUAAGAACAAACAGAGAAAGAGAGGGAAGCUAUCCCGCCAUAAGGAAACCGCGAAUUCAAUACUUUUCCGUUUUCCGGCCUCGAGCUUAGUCGGUGGUGACCUUCUUAUCCUCUACUUCGCCUUGUCCAGUUUCUCCGCCGGAUUGCGUCAGUGCCUCUCUCUACAGAAGCAGAAGACUCCACUGGUUCUAAAAUUGACCAAAUUGCUCUGUCAAGGGAAGAGAAAAUCACUGGAACUUCUUCAGCAUGUUAAACCUAUGAUCAAUCCAAAUCAAACGAGUAGGAGUCAUCUCCCUGAAGUUCAGAAACCUAAAGGUCCUCAAACUAAUUGGUCGGAACAUGCAAAGGCGCUCGAGAGUCCAUCAUCCGAGACUAAGUUUCUGAGCUCCAAUUUCCUUUACGGUCUUGAAAGUCAAAAGCCUAGAAGAAACAGAGAUAUGGCUGCAAGGUCAAUCGCGUUUCCUGGUGUGAAUGUGCAUACUUUGGCGCACCCGCAGAUUGCCAAGGCUUGGCGUGCUCUAUCAAGUCUGUCAAUAAAAUAUACCUACCUAAGACCUGGCAUUACUCCCCCGGUUGAUGAUGGUGGCACCAAUGGCUCAUAUUCUGCAAGGGAGAGAUCCACUGUGAAAGUUACAUGUAGCACUGAUGGUGGUAUAAACAGUCAACAAAACCAAAAUCAAAUGAGAGUUCCAGGAACUGGAAGAUUCUGCCACAGCUUCCCUUCCUCUGUCCCUGGUGAUGAUAAAAUUGUUGCUGAAAAGUUCCCACGGGGAAAUGAUGAGGUCAGAGAAUCAGAAUCCAGUUGCACGCAUUUAAAUGGAGUGGAGAAACCACUCAGGAGUUCUGCAUUCCCAGCUGAGCAGUUGAAAUCUGGAGGAGCAUGUCUUGAUGAGAUUGAUGAUGAUGACAUACUUAAGUAUAUUGAUGUCGACCAAAUUAUGAUGGAACACUACCAAUCAACAAGUACCCCUCAACCAUCAGUAUCUAAUUUUCCACCGAGAACUCCACCUGUUGAUAGAAGUGCUGCCAAAAUACAAGAAGAGUGUUGUCUACCUCCUGAAUUAUGUUCCAUUUGUAGUCAUGGAAUAAAGCUAGGGCUUUGUCCAGAAGCUUCAACCCAUGUGGAACAAAUGAAGAACGUAUUGCUUGCAAUUUCGAAUGAACUCCUUGACGAUGCUACUGACCUUAGUCCUGAUCGCGUGGUACAGCUUCGUCAAGAGAGGUUGGAACUGAAGAAUCAAAUUCAGCAGCUCGAGAACCAUAUCCGGGAGAAAGAAAGGCAAAAAUCUCAGUGUUUCCCAUCGACAGCUACUCCUACGUUUCAGUAUGAAACACCUAAAUCAACAAACCUAAAAAUGGGUUAUUCACAAACUGAUUCUCGAGCACAUUUUAGUGAACAAAGGCCAAGAUCUCAGUUUUUCUCAUCUACAGCUACUCCUACUUUCCAGUAUGAAACACCUAAAUCAACAAACCUGAAAACGGAUUAUCCACAAACUGAUUCUCGAGCACAGUUCACUGAGCAAGGUAGAUAUGGAUCUGAUAGCUGGAACAUGCCAAGAGAUUCUUCAUUUUCAUCUGCUCCUAUAGAGAGGGAACAAUAUGUGCCGAAGAUUAUUGAUGUGACCUACACUGAAGGUUCAAACGACAAAAGGUGGAGCAGUCGUGAAUUUCCUUGGACAAGAAAAUUGGAGGUUAGUAACAAAAAAGUGUUUGGAAAUCACUCGUUUCGACCUAACCAGAGAGAAAUCAUCAAUGCUACAAUGAGUGGCUCUGAUGUUUUUGUUUUGAUGCCAACUGGUGGAGGGAAGAGUCUUACAUAUCAGCUCCCCGCCCUGAUCUGUCCAGGAAUAACAUUAGUCAUUUCUCCACUUGUGUCACUUAUUCAAGACCAAAUAAUGAACCUAUUGCAGGCCAAUAUACCCGCUGCUUCCCUAAGUGCCGGCAUGGAAUGGGCUGAACAACUGAAGAUCUUUCAGGAGCUGAGUUCCGAGCAUUCUAAGUACAGAUUACUAUAUGUCACGCCCGAAAAAGUGGCACGAAGCGAUUCUCUUUUGAGGCAUCUAGAAAACUUAAAUUCUCGUGGUUUGCUUGCUCGCUUUGUUAUUGAUGAAGCUCAUUGUGUGAGCCAAUGGGGCCAUGACUUUCGACCAGACUACCAGAGUCUCGGUAUUCUGAAGCAGAAGUUUCCUGACAUUCCCGUGUUAGCUUUAACAGCUACUGCAACAGCCAGUGUGAAAGAAGACGUUGUACAAGCCCUUGGCCUUGUUAACUGUGUUGUGUUCCGGCAAAGUUUUAAUCGCCCAAAUCUAUGGUAUUCCGUUGUUCCCAAGACAAAAAAGAGUCUGGAAGAUAUUGACAAAUUUAUUAAGGAAAACCAUUUUGAUGAAUGUGGAAUUAUAUAUUGUCUUUCAAGAAUGGACUGUGAGAAAGUCGCUGAAAGGAUGAAGGAGUUUGGUCAUAAAGCAGCAUUCUACCAUGGCAGUAUGGAUCCUGCUGAUCGUGCCUUUGUACAAAAACAAUGGAGCAAGGACGAAGUCAAUAUUAUAUGUGCUACUGUGGCAUUUGGAAUGGGGAUUAACAAGCCUGAUGUCCGCUUUGUUAUUCAUCACUCACUCCCGAAGUCUAUAGAAGGCUAUCAUCAGGAAUGCGGUCGUGCUGGAAGGGAUGGCCAGCGGUCAUCUUGUGUUUUGUAUUACGGUUAUGGCGACUAUAUACGUGUUAAGCAUAUGAUUACCCAAGGAGGAGUUGACCAAAGUCCCAUGGCUACUGGUUAUAAUCGUGUAGCAAGUUCAGAGAGAAUACUUGAAACGAAUACUGAAAACCUUCUCCGCAUGGUUAGAUACUGUGAAAAUGAAGUGGAUUGCCGACGUUACCUCCAACUAGUCCAUUUCGGGGAAAAAUUUGACUCCACAAACUGCAAAAAUACGUGUGAUAAUUGUAGCAGUAGCCAGAGUUUGGUUGACAAAGAUGUGACCUUGAUUACAAGGCAACUGGUUGAACUGGUGAAGCAAACAGGAGAAAGGUUUUCUUCAUCUCAUAUUCUUGAAGUCUACAGAGGUUCCUUCAACCAAAUGGUCAAGAAACACAGACAUGAGACUUUGCAGCUCCAUGGAGCUGGAAAACAAUUAUCGAAAACUGAAGUCUCCCGUAUCAUGCACUAUCUCGUAACAGAGGACAUUCUUGUGGAAGAUGUUAGGAAAAGUGAUAUGUAUGGAACUGUGUCAUCGUUGCUCAAGGUGAAUAAUUCAAAGGCUGCCACACUCUUUUCUGGAAGCCAGACUAUAAUAAUGAGAUUCCCUUCUUCUGGAAAAGUAUUAAAGCCGAGUAAACCCGGGGCAACCCCAGCCCCAGCAAAAGGUCCGCUAACAUCAGUUGAUGCUCCUGCAGAAGAUGUGAAUCUCUCCGCCAACAUGUAUUCAGCCUUGAGGAAGCUUCGUACGCUUCUUGUCAAAGAAGCCCCUGACGGUGUCAUGGCAUAUCAUAUAUUCGGCAAUGCAACGCUUCAGCAGAUAAGCAAGAAAAUUCCGAGAACCAAAGAGGAACUCCUCGAGAUAAAUGGUCUCGGGAAGGCUAAAGUAAGCAAGUAUGGUGAUCGGUUGUUGGAAACAAUAGAAUCAACAGUCAACGAGUACUAUGGAACCAAUAAGAAAGACUCUGUUAUCAAUAACAACAGUCCUGAUUUAGGGAAGAGGAGAAGAGACGAGAACAUUAGUCCGAAUGUAGCCGGGGAUGAUGAUUUCGCUGAGAGCUCGGGCCAGUCCUGCAAAAAGACAGUGAGAAACAAAAGCAAUGCAGUUCUUCAAGGCUGUGUAGAUGGAGAUGGAGUAGGUAUGGUCAUGGAGAAGCUUGAUUUUGAUUUUGAUAUUGAAGAAGAAAAUGGGUCGGAGAUGCGACCUGAAGGAAGAGUAUUACCUUGGUGA
Microthlaspi erraticum is the source of this 4968-nucleotide messenger RNA. The record is from the annotation of a GenBank genome assembly. Lineage: Eukaryota; Viridiplantae; Streptophyta; Magnoliopsida; Brassicales; Brassicaceae.